CGCGUGUACGUCGUGUUCCCAAAACAGCAGCCGAGGGAGGCGAUCCGAGAGCAGAAGGGGCUUUGAAGUACUUGGCCGCACAUUUCUCCGAACAACGUACAACCUGACUGAACAUUCAAACGUGUCUCCUUGUAAACCCUCCACAGAAGGGAAGUAUUUGUUUACCACAUUCUGUCUCUCUCUACAUUUGCUUUUGCUUUUACUUCCUCAGUGUGGACGGACUUUGGUCAGCAAACCAACCAUUCACCAUGGCUGCUGCUGCUGCUGUUGUUGCUAAAUCCCCCAAAGGCAGCCUCAGAGAGGACCUGACAUGUGCCAUAUGUUGUGACCUGUUCCGGGAGCCUGUCAUGUUGGCCUGCAUGCACCACUUCUGCAAACCCUGCAUCUCCAGGUACUGGAGAGGGACUCAGGGGCCUGUGACCUGCCCGCAAUGUCGCAAGGAGUUCAGCUCCAAGCAGUUCCAAACUAACUACCUUGUGACAGCCAUGGUGGAGAAGGUCCGGGCCACCACCUCGGACACGUAUAUGAAAAACCUAGAGAAACAACUGAAAGAGACUUUGGAAAGCUAUCGCCUGAAGAAGGAGGACUUCAUCAACAGUAUUCGCAGAGACAAAGACAAGAUGGAUACCAUAAAGAGAUUCGGCACAGAUCUGCAGACUCGUGUCAAAGGGGAAUUCCGAGCUCUUUAUCAGAUCCUGCACGAUGAGGAGACCUGUGCGCUGGAGCAGCUAAGGAGAGAGCAGGAGGAGGAGCUGGAGAAAGUCCAGCGCCACCUGGAGGCCACGGAGAUGGCCGUGAGGGAGCUGGAGGACAAUAUGAGAGCGCUACAGCAGGCUAGCGCAGCCACUGAGAGCAUCAUACUGACUGAGCUCCCACAGCUAAGGUCACGUGUGCAGGUGGCUGUUGUCCCGGAGUUUGACACAAACGCUUUCAGCAACAAAUACUUGGCCCCAUUACAGUACAUCACAUGGAGAAAGAUGUUCAAGUCUUUGAAUCCAGGUCCUGCUCCAUUAACGUUUGAUGUCGACACAGCGCACCCGAACAUUCAGGUCUCCAGGGACAAAACGGCCGCAGUCGAAUGCGACGUCAUGAUCCCACAUACAGACCACAGCAAGCGUUUCCUCCAGUGCGUCAACAUUCUGGCUGCCCAGGGCUUCCAGUCAGGCCGACACUACUGGGAGGUAGAAGUGGGCUCCAAACCCAAGUGGGACCUGGGCGUGGCCUCUGAGGCCGUAGACAGGCACGCUCGGAUCAAGCUGAGCCCCGAAACCGGCUACUGGACGCUGAGGCUGCGUAACGGGAGCGAGUACUCGGCCGGCACACAGCCCUGGACGAGGCUGCAGAUCGGCUCUUCCCCUCAGAGGCUCGGGGUCUUCUUAGACUGCGACGAGAGGAGGGUGUCCUUCUACAACGCCGACGAUAUGAGCCUGCUCUACUCGUUCACCAACGGGCCGAGGGGCAAGGCGUUCCCCUUCUUCAGCCCGUGCAUUAGUGACCGCAGUCAAAAACCUCCACCAAUCAAACUCCUCCAGUACCAUCACGUCGCUCUGUCUGGCUGACAUGGGUGUAAAAGCUUUUCAUUCACUUAUUGGCCAAUGACUGUUAUCACACAGCUUUAAAAAGGCCAUACUGCCAUUGUAAGCAUUAUGGUACUAUAUCACAAGAUUUCAAAAUGUCAGAUUGUUCUCUUAUUUUCCAUGCUUUAAUGAUUGGGCAUCACCAGAUGCAUCUAGUUUCUGUAAUAAACCUUAAAAGCCUUGAAAUGUUAAGGAAAUUGCCAUAUUCACCGUAUGAUAACAAUUCCAUUGUGCUGUAAUUAUUCAGCGGCUGAAUUCGAUUUGCCGGAGCAGUCAGCAGAAACAUUAAAAAACACUAAAUUCAACCAUUUUGCGUCGAAUAUAGUGAAGCUCUGAUGCAUCAAAUUACAUUUCAAGAUAGAUGAUGUAUUUUCCGAUUUAAUAAUUUAUUUUGUUAAGUUUACCCAGCUCCUGUUGAUUUUUUUUUAUUUGUACAUUCAUUUAUAUACGUUAUAUGUGCCUAAGUGUAAUAUAAUACACACUUAAUGUUGUAUCGCUCAAGGAAAUAAACUUAAAUGUAGUUCUUCGCAUUAUUCAGUCUAUGCAGUAUAUUUACAUUGUCAGUUACAUGCUUGGAUCAUUUCCUGGUAAAGACCCAAACAAUUGCUGUAAAACCUGCUGAUGCAAAUAAUAAUAAAACCAAAUCACUUUUUCUUUCUUAAAUAAA
Molecule: messenger RNA, 2244 nt
Organism: Perca fluviatilis (European perch)
Lineage: Eukaryota; Metazoa; Chordata; Actinopteri; Perciformes; Percidae
Gene: trim105
Product: tripartite motif containing 105
Exons: 7
Coding region: 249-1559 (436 amino acids)
Molecular function (GO): metal ion binding; protein binding
Source: RefSeq, a predicted model, not a curated record